Messenger RNA from Hippopotamus amphibius kiboko, 5460 nucleotides. RefSeq names its product GIT ArfGAP 2 (gene GIT2). The record is from RefSeq and is a predicted model, not a curated record. The coding region runs from base 128 to 2407 and encodes 759 amino acids. Gene Ontology annotation, biological process: brain development; regulation of ARF protein signal transduction. NCBI's taxonomy places the organism in Eukaryota, Metazoa, Chordata, Mammalia, Artiodactyla, Hippopotamidae. The transcript has 20 exons. Gene Ontology annotation, molecular function: GTPase activator activity; protein binding.
AGGCGCUGAGGGGAGAGACGCCGCCGCCAGCACCGCCGUGGGGACCCGUUAGAGCGGAAGCGCAGCCGCCGCCGCCGCCUUCUCUGUCCCGGGGCCCCAGGUUCCCGGCAGGUGGGAGGCGGGAGCCAUGUCGAAGCGGCUCCGGAGCAGCGAGGUGUGCGCUGACUGCAGCGGGCCGGAUCCUUCCUGGGCAUCAAUAAAUAGGGGAACUUUUAUAUGUGACGAGUGCUGCAGUGUCCAUCGGAGUCUAGGGCGCCAUAUCUCUCAAGUAAGGCAUCUUAAACACACACCAUGGCCUCCAACAUUGCUUCAGAUGGUCGAAACCCUGUGUAAUAAUGGUGCUAAUUCUAUAUGGGAGCAUUCUUUGCUGGACCCUGCCUCUAUUGUGAGUGGAAGACGCAAAGCUAAUCCACAGGAUAAAGUACAUCCUAAUAAAGCAGAAUUCAUCAGAGCAAAGUAUCAGAUGUUAGCAUUUGUUCACCGCUUGCCCUGCCGGGAUGACGAUAGUGUGACUGCCAAAGAUCUUAGUAAGCAACUCCAUUCAAGCGUGAGAACAGGGAAUCUUGAAACCUGUUUGAGGCUGUUAUCUUUAGGAGCACAAGCCAACUUUUUUCACCCUGAAAAAGGAAACACCCCACUCCAUGUUGCCUCCAAAGCAGGGCAGAUGUUACAGGCGGAAUUAUUGGCAGUAUAUGGAGCAGACCCAGGCACACAAGAUUCUAGUGGGAAAACUCCUGUCGAUUAUGCAAGGCAAGGAGGGCACCAUGAGCUGGCAGAACGCCUCAUAGAAAUACAGUAUGAGCUGACUGACAGACUAGCCUUCUAUCUCUGUGGCAGGAAACCAGAUCACAAAAAUGGACAGCACUUUAUAAUACCUCAAAUGGCAGACAGCAGCCUGGAUUUGUCUGAAUUGGCAAAAGCUGCUAAGAAGAAACUUCAGUCUCUAAGUAAUCAUUUGUUUGAAGAACUUGCCAUGGAUGUGUACGAUGAAGUUGACAGGCGAGAGACUGAUGCAGUCUGGCUUGCCACGCAAAACCACAGCACCCUGGUGACCGAGACAACCGUCGUCCCCUUCCUUCCAGUCAAUCCUGAGUACUCAUCAACACGGAACCAGGGCAGGCAGAAACUAGCUCGGUUUAACGCCCAUGAGUUUGCCACUCUGGUUAUCGACAUUCUCAGUGAUGCCAAGAGGAGACAGCAAGGCAGUCCUCUCUCUAGUUCAAAAGACAAUGUGGAGCUCAUACUGAAAACAAUCAGUAACCAGCACAGUGUGGAGAGUCAGGACAAUGACCAGCCGGACUAUGACAGCGUGGCGUCAGAUGAAGACACGGAUCUGGAAGCCACUGCAAGCAAGGCGCACAGGCAGAAGAGCCUAGAUUCAGAUUUAUCAGAUGGACCAGUCACUGUGCAGGACUUUAUGGAGGUCAAAAACGCUCUAGUGGCUUCUGAGGCCAAGAUACAACAGCUAAUGAAGGUGAAUAACAACUUGAGUGACGAGCUGAGAAUUAUGCAGAAAAAGCUUCAAACACUCCAGAGUGAAAAUUCGAACCUCAGGAAACAGGCCACAACCAAUAUAUAUCAGGUGCAAACUGGUUCUGAGUACACAGACACUUCCAACCACUCUUCCUUAAAGCGACGUCCGUCUGCCCGGGGCAGUAGGCCCAUGUCCAUGUACGAGACGGGAUCAGGUCAGAAACCCUAUCUCCCAAUGGGAGAAGUGAACCACCCCGAAGAGAGCAGGACAAGACUCCAGCCUUUCCCCGCUCACAUCGGGAGGAGUGCGCUUGUGACCUCCUCUUCGUCUCUGCCUUCCUUCCCCUCCACACUUUCCUGGUCGAGGGACGAGAGCACCCGAAGGGCAUCCAGGCUGGAAAAGCAGAACAGCACACCUGAAAGUGACUAUGACAACACUCCCAACGACAGGGACCCGGAUGACAUGGGGUCAAGCAGGAAGGGAAGGCAGAGGAGUACAGUGUGGCAGGGUGACAGCUCAGGCCCAGAUACGGCAGAGCCCCACACGGCCCCCAGCCCCGUCCUUCCCAGCACCGAAGACGUCAUCCGGAAGACUGAGCAGAUCACCAAAAACAUACAGGAGCUCCUAAGAGCAGCCCAAGAAAAUAAACAUGACAGUUAUAUUCCCUGCUCAGAGAGGAUACACGUAGCUGUUACAGAAAUGGCAGCAUUAUUCCCCAAAAAACCCAAGUCUGACAUGGUGAGGACUUCCCUCCGCUUACUGACAUCCAGUGCCUACCGACUGCAGUCGGAGUGCAAGAAGACCCUCUCGGGAGACCCGGGCCCGCCCACGGACAUCCAGCUGGUCACGCAGCAGGUCAUCCAGUGUGCGUAUGACAUCGCCAAGGCCGCCAAACAGCUGGUCACCAUCACCACCAAAGAGAACAACAACUAAACGGCAGGGCUGGCCCUUCUGUUUUCAAGGCUUUUCCAAGUCUGGUUUCCAAUUUAAACAUGGAACUCUUCCGAUUUUUACAGAAACAAACGUUUAAUGAAAGGUUAAAACUUUUUAAGAGAAAACUCAGUAUUAUUUUUGCAUGUUUUCUAACAAAUUUUCAACUAUUAAUUUAACCCACUUGCCUUAUUUUGUGCCUGUCUGCCAGUUUACCUUCUGACGUUCAGUUGUGCUGUCCGUGACCGACGAGUUAGUGAUCGUAGACAUCCACAAGCAGAGCUUCAUUGUUUAAAGUUUGUUAGAACUUUUCAUCCCUUCAGACUCCUUGCCUAUGGCUAAAGCUGUAAGUGAGAGUUUUAGUGAAACAUUCUCUGGAGAGAGUUGGGUUUAAAAAAAAAAAAAAAAAUCAACGUUGUCUGUUCCCUAUCAAGCAUUGUGCAAUAAUAAGCCAAUUUCCCAACCUCUACUGCAGAAUCUCAAAGUUUGGGGUAUCUCCAAGCAGGCAUGUAGAGAAAGGACUUUGCCACUUUCUGAAAAUAGUGUAACUGUCUCUCUUAGAAGGAAACAAUGAAGUGUUCCAUUUCUUUUAACUGUUCUGUCACAUUAGCUGUUCUCUCAUCUAAUUUUCCUAUCCUAUCUUCUGUCUGUUUCUAUUUUACUAUCAUCCUGAAGUCUCCACGGUGUCCAGUAAGCACGCGUGCCCCCUGCCGUGUGUCCUUUGGCCGUGUUAUCAUGCACAGUCUGAGGGGCCUCUGUCCCACUAGCCAUAACUCAUUGCGUCCCUCCCCAUUCAGACAGCACUGCCGUAAACUGUGACAAGAGAAACGACCUACUCCUCUUACUCCUUUAGCCACGAAAAGCCUUCUCACACGACCUGCUUUGCAUGCCUCGCCACCUAUAAGGUCUUCCUACAAGGUGAGAUGUGUGCAAUCAUCUGAGUUCACUUUCUGCUCCAUCACCUCGCUGGUGCUUCAGAAUCAGACGUCACCUUUCAAGAAUUCCCUGCAGUGCUCUAGCAGACUACCGCUAUCCCGAAGCUACGAAAGCAUGCAGGUGUAAGUUCUGGAACGUACCAAGAUUGCCUUUUAAGUUACUAAGAAGAGCUUUGUUGUUCUGAAAGCUAAAGUAUAUUCCUUCCUGCUCGUUGCCUCGGUUUUGUGUGGGUGUGGCUCAGACCCUGACCUAGACCUGAGGGCCAGGUGGUGGUGACAUCGGUGAAGGAAGCAAGCCAGGAGCAGGGGGCAGGGGACAGGGGGAGCCUGUGGCACAUCAGGGGGGACAGCACUUCCCCAGCUCCACUUGGGCUCCCUUGUGGAAAAGUGGGCCUGGGGUUGCUAGAGCUUUGAUUCGUCAGGAGACACCAGAUACUUUUGUGCCAUCUCUGCAUUUAUAAAUGUCCAUGACUCAUCUGCAUGUUCACAGCACACGUGUGGGUGAGCUGCGGCCUCUAGGCUGCCAGCUCACAGCUCUGCUGUGUAGUGUGAGGGCCUGGCUUCCCUGGUCUCCCCUGGUUUAGCCUCUGAGCCUUGCCUUUAGUGUGGCCACCGUACCCUGUUUUAAGUUGCUGUUGGUCUUUGUUUCACCCGUAUGUUCUGUCCUGUAGCAUUUGUUCACACACCUGAGAAAGUCAAAAUAAGCAAAGUUGCCUAAAAACUUGCACAAUAAGCCUGUAUUUUCACAGAACUGUUUGAUUCACGAACACCUUUGUAGCGUAACCGAAUGCUGUUGGAGAGGAGCACCGCGAUGGUGUUUGGUUUACUAAGUCACUGUGUGGGUGCUUUCGCCAGCUUUUGCUGCACUGAGUAGCGUGGGGAAAGGGUCCACAUCUCUAGGACUUGUCUGCACAAACCUAAGUGCCAUGUUCUUGUUGGAUGCUGAGGGGACGCCUUCUCAAAGGAUGUCUUCUACCUUAAAUUCAAGCUCCGUCUGAGAACCUUUUCUGCAUGCUGCAUGUACCAGGCUGCCCCUCCUCUUCUUUGCAAACACCUGCCCUCCCGCCAGGCCUACACAGGCUCCUCAGGAAAGGCCCAGUGGCAGUCCCAAGUCCAUGCCCUCGGCCUCCCGGGGAGGAUGGGCUUCUGGAUCAUGAAUGGCCUGCAGUGGGUGAAGCGGUGUCUUCACUCGAACACUCAGGACCUGCAGUGGAGGACAUCGUUUCGUGCCCCUGGACAAAGUCAAGGAACUUGGGGACCAACAAAGCAUUUCCAGUUGUGAGAACACCGCAGGAGGUCGCUCUGUUAACCCACAGUGCCAAAACUCAGGAAGGAAGUUCCCAGGUGGAGUGAUGUGUGGCAGCAGGAGGGCCGCAGGUCGUCCUUCUCAUCAAGUGCCCUGUGCGUUUCCUUGGUCCUCAGAGGCCAGGGUCAGAGGUCCCCGGGGCCUGUUGGCAAAUCGCACCUUGUCUGAACAGUCGUUCACCACCUUUUUUGCACAUGGGUUCCACAGCCUUGCACUAGUGUCUGAGUUCUGUAAUGUCAUUCUUUUACUCUAGAUUCUCAAAUCCCUGCCCCCUCAAAUGCCCUGCGGAGCUGAGAGGACGGAGGUAGGAAACCAGCACUUGCGGGAGGGAGAUGGCUCCCACCUUGAGCUCCUUCAACUGACAUCACCCUCUGCCUCAGAAUGCAAAUAGUUCUUAUUUGCCAAAGCACAGUGAAUCAGGCCCAAAGACCAAAUACAGCAUUUCAUCAAUUGGAACUGUAAAUGCACAACGCAGGAGCUGUCCUCUGAUUCCUCCAACGAUUUAAGCUGCAGAACCAGAGUGAGACCAGCGUGGGUCUGUCCUCCGCAGCCGCCCUGAGCUCCCCAAGCAGAGAGUUUCCCUUCUUUCCUUGUCCCAGUGAAGGUCACCUUGAUUUUACAAAAGAAAAUGCUGCAUAGGAAAAAUAAAAUGCCUUUUAUUCCAAUGUGUUUUAUCCAUGUCACCCGUUAUUCCGUACUUGUUUUUCCUGUUUGUUGUACAUUCUAUUCCUGUAAUUAUUGUUCAACCCUUUAAGCGUUGUAAAAUCGUUUUGGAAUUUGUGCCUGCUAGUUAUGCAAUAAACAGGCUCUAUAAG